Molecule: messenger RNA, 1755 nt
Organism: Styela clava
Lineage: Eukaryota; Metazoa; Chordata; Ascidiacea; Stolidobranchia; Styelidae
Source: RefSeq, a predicted model, not a curated record
AUGUUAAACUUCGUCGAUGUUAUUGUCACACCUGCGCUUUUUGCAACGAGGACAAACAAUAUUCUUGAUUUGUUGUUGUUUUAUCUCAAUAUAUAUCUUUCUUCAACAGGAGAGAAAUGCUGGGCACCAAUGCUGUGUAACAAUACACUUGCGUGGAGAGUAUUCGGGGAAUGCGAAAUGAAUGAAGAAUUCAGAAACAGAAAAAAAGCUUUGGAAGAGCACAUCAACCAGUUGGCCAGCAUGCUAACCCUUCUUGAAGGAAAACUGAAAACCAAAACAGCAAUGACAACACAAAACAACAUAAUACACACCUCUACCACAGAUGUAAAAGAAACAACCAAGCCACAAGAAUUCGCAAGCGUCAAGUCUUCUUCGAUCACCGCUACGACUGGUCCUGCGGAGUCUCCUUGGACAACUCGCGAAACGUUCUUUUCUACUGUGAACGGCGUGAAGACUUCAUCAGUACCCGCUUCGUCUAGUUCUGCAAAAGUGACAACUCCCGAAGAUACUGUUAUUCCACAAACUAUAUCUGAGCCAGCCGUCCAAACUACAUCUGAGCCAUCUGUCCAAACUACAUCUCAGCCAUCCGUCCAAACUACAUCUCAGCCAUCCGUCCAAACUACAUCUGAGCCAGCCGUCCGAACUACAUCUGGGCCAGCCGUCCAAACUACAUCUGAGUCAGCCGUCCAAACUACAUCUGGGCCAGCCGUCCAAACUACAUCUGAGCCAGCCGUCCAAACUACAUCUGGGCCAGCCGUCCAAACUACAUCUGAGUCAGCUGUCCAAACUACAUCUCAGCCAUCCGUCCAAACUACAUCUCAGCCAUCCGUCCAAACUACAUCUGAGCCAGCCGUCCAAACUACAUCUGGGCCAGCCGUCCAAACUACAUCUGAGUCAGCUGUCCAAUCUACAUCUGAGUCAGCUGUCCAAUCUACAUCUAAGCCAGCUGUCCAAACUACAUCUGAGCCAGCUGUCCAAACUACAUCUGAGCCAGCUGUCCAAACUACAUCUGAGCCAGCCGUCCAAACUACAUCUGAGCCAGCCGUCCAAACUACAUCUGGGCCAGCCGUCCAAACUACAUCUGAGCCAGCUGUCCAAACUACAUCUGAGCCAGCCGUCCAAACUACAUCUGAGCCAGCCGUCCAAACUACAUCUGAGCCAGCCGUCCAAACUACAUCUGAGUCAGCUGUCCAAUCUACAUCUAAGCCAGCUGUCCAAACUACAUCUGAGCCAUCCGUCCAAACUACAUCUGAGCCAUCCGCCCAAACUACAUCUGAGCCAGCUUUCCAAACUACACCUGAGCCAGCUGUCCAAACAAUUUCGUCUAGAUUUACUGAAGAAGUUAUCAUGCGCUAUGACGGAAAAGUAUUCAUACCGUUGGCAUCUGAAGAGGUUUAUAAAGCAUCAGCGAUCGUCAAAUGUCAGCAACUCGGAGCAGAAUUAGCAAAUAUAUACAACCAAGAUCACAUGGACAAAAUAAUGGCAUUCAUUCGUGACAACAAGAUGGGCGGGCAUUCUUGGAAACUAUUUCAUCUCGGCAUGACAUACGACCCUAUUAAUCAGAUUCUUCGUUUACGCAACGAAACUGAGAUAUCAUCAAUUAGUUUCAAAUGGUCCAAUGGGUUUCCACUCAAUGGGCAGAAUCACUCUGGUUACACAAACAUGUUGAUCGAUAUUCGAAAAGAUACAACAAACUCAGAUCAACAUAUUUACAACUACUUAGAUAAUAAAAGCUACGUCUUGUGUGAAAUUUGA